GGCGGCUUUUACCAGGAGGAGCAGGAGGCAGCCAGGGUCAGGCAGGAGCGGGAAGAUGGCGGGUCUCAUGGUAGAUCAGGCGCCCGGCAGGGAGCGGGGAGAAGCGCGGCUGCCACUCUCCGCGGCGGCGGCGGCGGCUCCUCCACUUCCCCCCGUCGCCAGGAAACACCCGGGCAAGUUCCACCGCGGGGCCCCGCGCUCCGCCGCGCGCUCCCGGGGCACGCCGGGAUCCGUAGUUCCGGGAAGGGGAGGGCAAGGAGGAGGAGAGGGAAAGAAGGGAAGGAGGAGUGGGAAGGGAGAGCGGAAGGAGGCGCAGGUCCCAGAACGCACCGGGGCUGCCCGAGGGGCGGUGCCUGGGGGCGGUGGCGGCGCGAUGAGGAGGCGGGCGGGGUGGAGAGCUGAAUUCCUACAAAAAAUGUUGGUGGAGCAGAUCUGACCUAUGGUAAUACCUUGAAAGAGUAUGAAUAUUUCAGCAAACUGCCUCUUCAGUGGUUCCUCCUUAGCAUCUGAAGUGCAUGCUGCUGCUGUUAAUGGAGAUAAGAGUACCCUCCAAAAGCUAAUAGCAGGAAACUCUGAGCUGAAAGAUAAGGAGGACCAGUUUGGAAGAACUCCGCUUAUGUACUGUGUCUUGGCUGACAGGCUGGACUGUGCAGAGGCAUUGCUGAAGGCUGGAGCUGAUGUUAAUAGAGCUGAUCGUAGCCGAAGAACUGCUCUCCAUCUUGCUGCACAAAAGGGAAAUUACCGCUUUAUGAAACUUUUACUGGCUCGUAGAGGGAACUGGAUGCAGAAGGACUUGGAGGAUAUGACACCAUUACAUUUAACUACACGUCACAAAAGCCCAAAAUGUUUAGCUUUGUUGUUAAAACAUAUGGCACCUGGAGAAGUGGAUACUCAGGAUAGAAAUAAGCAAACUGCAUUGCAUUGGAGUGCCUAUUACAAUAACCCAGAGCAUGUGAAACUUCUCAUAAAACAUGAUUCAAAUAUUGGAAUCCCUGAUAUUGAAGGAAAAAUCCCACUUCACUGGGCAGCUAACAACAAGGACCCUAGUGCAAUUCACACAGUGAAAUGUAUUCUGGAAGCUGCACCUACAGAAUCUCUGCUUAACUGGCAAGACUAUGAAGGACGAACUCCCCUUCAUUUUGCUGUUGCAGAUGGGAAUGUAGCAGUUGUUGAUGUCCUGACCUCCUACGAAGGCUGCAAUGUAACAUCUUAUGACAACUUGUUUCGAACUCCCCUUCACUGGGCAGCCUUGCUUGGUCAUGCACAGAUUGUCCAUCUCUUAUUAGAAAGAAAUAAGUUUGGAACCAUCCCAUCUGAUAGUCAAGGUGCAACACCCCUACAUUAUGCAGCGCAGAGCAACUUUGCUGAAACAGUUGAAGUAUUUUUGAAACAUCCUUCUGUAAAAGAUGACUCAGAUCUUGAGGGAAGAACGUCCUUCAUGUGGGCAGCUGGCAAAGGCAGUGAUGAUGUCAUUAGGACUAUGCUGACUUUAAAAUUGGAUAUUGAUAUCAAUAUGACAGACAAAUAUGCUGGCACAGCAUUACACGCCGCUGCCCUUUCUGGCCAUGUCAGCACAGUGAAAUUGCUGUUGGAGCACAAUGCACAGGUAGAUGCUCUGGAUGUCAUGAAACAUACCCCCCUUUUCCGAGCCUGUGAGAUGGGACACAAAGAAGUGAUACAAACACUCAUUAAAGGAGGGGCAAGAGUAGAUUUGGUUGACCAAGAUGGCCAUUCACCUCUUCACUGGGCAGCCCUGGGAGGAAAUGCUGACGUGUGCCAAAUCUUGAUAGAAAAUAAAAUCAACCCUAAUGUGCAGGAUUAUGCAGGUAGAACACCUCUGCAGUGUGCUGCUUAUGGAGGUUACAUUAACUGCAUGGUAGUGUUACUGGAAAACAAUGCAGAUCCAAAUAUCCAGGAUAAAGAGGGAAGAACUGCCUUGCACUGGCUCUGUAACAAUGGCUACCUUGAUGCUAUAAAGUUGCUGCUUGGUUUUGAUGCCUUUCCUAACCAUAUGGAGAACAGUGAGGAGAGAUAUACUCCACUUGAUUAUGCCUUGCUUGGGGAACACCAUGAAGUGAUUCAGUUCAUGUUAGAGCAUGGGGCUCUGUCUAUAGCUGCCAUUCAGGAUAUUGCUGCUUUCAAAAUCCAGGCUGUCUACAAAGGAUACAAAGUUAGAAAGGCUUUUCAAGAGAGGAAGAAUCUCCUAAUGAAACAUGAACAGCUGAGAAAAGAUGCUGCUGCCAAGAAACGUGAAGAGGAAAGUAAGAGAAAAGAAGCCAAGCUACAGAAAGGGGUGCAGAACGUGGAACAAAGCAAGUUUCGAGUACAACAGAGUCCUGCAAAUCAAGAGAAGGCCACCAGUGUCCCACAGUUACCUAAUAAACCAUCUGAUACACAGAGUAAGAGACUUCUGCCCCUCAACGCUUCACAAAUUCAACCAGGGAGAAAUAGCAGAGGUUCACCUAGAGCUUGUACCAGCAAAGGGGCCUCAAAGGAGAGUUGCUUACCAGCGGAGCCUCAGAGUGAAGGUCAUAAAAUCAACCAAGAUUCAUCGAGGAAGCAUAUCAAAAGCAAGUCAAGUUGUGUCCAUUUCCAUUGUGACAAAGCAAAAGAGGGAACAAAAGGUGAAGUGAAACAUCAGGUUGCAGCUGCUACAGAACUGAAUGGAGAAAAGCACAAGGAGCACAGUGUUGAUGCCACAGUGCCCCGGAGGAGCAGAAGGCUUACUACUUCUACUUGUAGGACUGCUAGUGUUGGGGAAAAAUUAAGGGAUCCAAGUCAGCCUUCAUCUGGCAAGAGGGACCAUUGUGAGGGAAUGGCUGCAUUCUUCUGCGAUGUCAGUUGUGCUGGUGGGGCUGUGAGAAACUCAAAGCAGUGUGAAGCUUCUUCCAAAGGCAAAAGAUGUCGGGAGAAGUCCAGAAGUAAAGAGGUAAAUGAUAAGCGAUGUUCACCAGCUGGUUCUAGUAGACCAGGAAGUGCCAAAACAGUAUUUGUAAACAGCAGAAAUGACAGCACGCAUUCUGUGGAACGAACUGACAAAGUGGAAAAUAAUGAAUUAGCAAAAAAGGCUUCCCCAUUAUUGUGUGCUGGGGCAGAACCUACCGGAACUGUGCCAAGAAACCCAGUAGCGUGUUCUGCUCCUGCUGACAGUUUAAACUUGGAAAAAACAGAUGUAAUUGGAUCCAGGAACACAGAUGAUCAAUUAUGUUCUGUCGCAUGGCAAAGUACAAAUAUUGAACUAGUCCCUUUAGAGAUUCGAAUGCAGAUCAUAGAAAAAGAAAGAAAAAGAAAAGAGCUAUUUCGGAAGAAGAACUAUGCUGCUACAGUCAUACAGAGGUCAUGGAGAAGUUACCAACUAAGACAGGAGUUGUUUCAGCUUCUUAGUGCUAAGCGGCAGUGCAAGGAAGAUGAAGACAAAUGGAGACAAGAGACAGCUGCCUUCUUCAUUCAGGUUGCUUGGAAGAAACAGCUGAACCAUGGCCUUCUGAAAUCAGUUCCUUCAUGUAAAAAUCCGAAAUCUGUAAACAAAACCAGCUCAGCCAUAAAAACCAGCAAGCAGUCUAUCCUAAAACAGAUAUAUGGGCGUUCUCAGGAAAGCAGAGUGUGUCAGUCAACGAGAUCUCCUUCUAAGCUGAAAUUUUCUGAUGUGCAGCUGGUCUCAGGCAAUUAAAAUGCAAAUGAGCGUGGUUCUACUAACGCAGGAGAGCUCACUAACCCAGUCUACAAGAGAACUGCUACCGACAGAUCAAUGUAGCCCAUGGCCCAGUAAUUGACUCUUCUCAGCAUUUGUAAGUGGUUAAAAAUACCCAACAGCAAACCCAACCCACACAUGGUGGAACAUCACAAGAACUGGCUGUGGGCUUUUCAACACUGAAGGAAACCAAACUUGCAAGUUAGAGAAGUUGCAUCAUAAUCUCUCACAUGUGCUUCCACCACUACUGUUUUGUUUAAAGUAUCUUCUUCAACAUUUGCAAUAAUUUUAAAAAACAAACAUGAUGUAUAUGCAGUCUCUGGCAAGCUUCAUACCAUGAUGUCCUUGAUGAUCUGUUGCACCAGAAACUCGUUUGUGAUCAUAUGGCUCCUGAGCUGACCGUGUUGCAUUAGUAAGCGAAGCAACUGAGCAACAACAGGCAGUUCUUCCCGACAGAUCCUGCUCACUUGCAGGCUUUGCAGCAUCAGCCUCAGUAAUCGUGGCAGGAGUGCUAAUGCAGAUAUACAUGAUCCCCACAGCAUAUCCCUGAGAGGAAAGCAGAAUAAAAAUUGAAAUGACUGAGGAUAUAUAUUUCAAGGAUGCUGCUGUGAACUGGCUGCAUGGCUGUCUAAGAAAAUGUGCCAGCUGCCUUCACCAGUAUUAGUAGCAAAGCAGAAAACUUGUACCAGAAAAUGCUGAAUUUUAAAAUAUUCCAAAAUUAUAUGCAGCACUGGAAAAAAAAAACAAACAAGGUCCAGCCCUGGAGCUACAAAUGUUGCUGAAGUUCUUGCACAGUGUAAUUUCUGCUUGACACAGCUGGGAAGACGUUUUUGGUUCGGUCAUUGUUCAGGUACACUUGAAUCUUUGUUUAAGAUUCGUAGGAAAUUAAAGUACUCAGAUUUUUGUGAUACGCAAGUCAUUAAAUACAGUAAGUGAAGGAGGAUUCCGGCUCUAAGUGCACGUCUUUUCAGGAAGCUUUAAACAACUUUCCUAUAUAUGGAAAAAAAUGAAGUUUAACUUGUUUAAAGACAUUUCCGCUUUUCAGGUAAACUUAUUUGAAUCUGUUAUCUGUAGCUUUUGGGUUCUUUUUAAGUCAAAUGGAUUUGCAGUCUAC
Messenger RNA from Chiroxiphia lanceolata (lance-tailed manakin), 4805 nucleotides. It is a transcript of the gene INVS, whose product is annotated as inversin. The transcript has 17 exons. Gene Ontology annotation, molecular function: protein binding. Gene Ontology annotation, biological process: protein localization to ciliary inversin compartment. Gene Ontology annotation, cellular component: ciliary inversin compartment. NCBI's taxonomy places the organism in Eukaryota, Metazoa, Chordata, Aves, Passeriformes, Pipridae. Bases 461 to 3670 code for a protein of 1069 amino acids. The record is from RefSeq and is a predicted model, not a curated record.